Messenger RNA from Glycine soja, 1276 nucleotides. Its product is annotated as uclacyanin 1-like. Gene Ontology annotation, cellular component: plasma membrane. The coding region runs from base 16 to 1095 and encodes 359 amino acids. The transcript is spliced from 3 exons. The record is from RefSeq and is a predicted model, not a curated record. NCBI's taxonomy places the organism in Eukaryota, Viridiplantae, Streptophyta, Magnoliopsida, Fabales, Fabaceae. Gene Ontology annotation, molecular function: electron transfer activity.
AUACCAACAAAAGGCAUGGCCUUCAACGUCACAAGUUCUUACACCAUAAGGAGAACAAGAAGAAAAAACCAACAAAAAAGAUCUAGUCCUAGAAUCCAACAGGGGCGACCUCACCUCCAAGAACACAUAGCCAUGUCAAGAAACUUGCUUCUUGUUCUUUUUGCAGUAGCCACCUUCCUCCAUGGCUCAGAAGCACAAACCAGACACGUGGUAGGUGAUGCCACGGGCUGGAUCAUCCCUCCCGGCGGCGCCGCCACCUACACCACCUGGGCUUCCAACAAAACAUUCACCGUAGGCGACACUCUCGUGUUUAACUUCACCACCGGCCAACACGACGUGGCCAAGGUAACGAAAUCAGCCUACGACGCGUGCAACGGCGGGAACGCCGUUUUGACCCUGACCUCCGGUCCAGCCACCGUAACCCUGAACGAAACAGGGGAACAAUACUACAUUUGCUCCUUUGGAUCACACUGUUCCGGCGGUCAGAAGCUGGCAAUUAACGUUAACAGAGCUUCUUCUAGCACUCCUUCCCCUGCUCCUGAAGCACAAGCACCAGCACCAAAAGCCACUAGCCCCAUUUCUCCACCAAGGUCUACACCAGCACCUGGCCCUUCCUCUGGAUCAGUUACUUACACUGUUGGAGAGACUGCAGGCUGGAUUGUUCCUGGCAACGCUUCCUUUUACCCAGCUUGGGCCUCUGCCAAAAACUUCAAGGUUGGAGACAUCCUAGUUUUCAACUACCCAUCAAAUGCACACAACGUAGAGGAGGUGACAAAGGCCAACUACGAUUCUUGCAGCUCAGCCUCUCCUAUCGCCACUUUCACCACUCCACCGGCCAGAGUCCCCCUUAGCAAAUCCGGUGAACAUUACUACAUCUGUGGAAUUCCGGGGCACUGUUUGGGAGGACAAAAGCUUUCCAUCAACGUCACCGGCGGCAGCACCGCCACCGCCCCCACCACUCCUUCUAGCCCUUCUCCAUCAGGUGCUGUCAGUCCUCCCCCACAGAACUCUGCUGCUGCAUCUCUCGGUCUUGUUGGAGUAUCCGCCACCCUUCUUUCAGUUGCCGCGGCUUUUUUCUAUUAUUCUAUUUAUUAGGAUUCUUCGCUCUUUGAUUUAUCUUUAGUGAAUUCAGUUUUUCUUUUUCUUUUGUUUUUGAGGGUGACAAUAAAGUUAGCUUCUAUUUCAUCUCCCUUCAUCGGCUACAGUUUUCUGUACUGUAUUCUAGUACAUACAUUUGGAAUUGAGAUAUAUAUUUGUGUGGUGAACAAAUUCGCAA